AUGCGAAUGCUUCUUUCAACCAUUCUCGUCCUCGCAGCUUGCGGGACCUCUCAAGGCCGACUCGGCCUCGAGAAACGCAACAGCUCGCAGGUAUGGAAGGAAGUGCCCCAGCUUCCCAGGAACUCGUCGUCUGUGUUAGAGGCUCUGUUCCAGCCUUACUCGAACAAGACGCCUGUGUUUCAAAACAGCGACGUCAUUAAAGAGUUGUCUGAGAAUCCCGGCGCGAGGCUCAGCCAUCUCAACUCCGGCUUUCUAUCCAAAAGACAAUCGAGCACGCUUCCCGACGGGGCUUGUGCCCCCGGGGUUCCUUGCACGAACGGCGCGUGUUGCAGCAACACGGGCGUAUGUUCGUACGCGCCUACGAGCUGCGGCGCCGACGUGUGCAUUUCCAACUGCGACGCGAAAGCUCCUUGUGGUGAAUACGCGCACCCCGAAAACGCAUCAUGUCCUCUAAAUGUAUGCUGUUCGCAGUACGGCUUUUGCGGCACCGGUGACUUAUUCUGCGGAGACAAAUGCCAAGAGGGCUACGGAAGCUGCGGGCCUCCGCCGACCCCCUCAUGCGGAGCCGGGUCCAUCAUAUCGCGGCGCAUCGGGUACUACGAGAGCUGGGCGACGACACGACCGUGCGAUGUAUUCGCGCCCGAGGACCUAGACGUGACGGGGAUGACGCACCUCAACUUCGCCUUCUCCUUCUUCGACCCGUCGACCUUCCAGAUCACGCCCAUGGACGCCAACGCGGGAUCGCUGUACUCGCGCUUCACGGCGCUGAAGACCAAGCAGCCGGGGCUGCAGACCUGGCUUUCGAUCGGUGGCUGGUCGUUCAAUGACGCGACGAACACGCCGAACACCCAGAACGCGUUCAGUAAUAUGGUUGGGUCGGCGGCGAACCGACAGGCUUUCAUCAAUUCGCUGCGUAACUUCAUGCAGACGUAUGGUUUUGACGGUGUCGAUAUCGACUGGGAGUACCCAGUCGCAGACGACCGCGGCGGCGUAGCAGCCGACUUCACCAACUUCCCCGCCUUCCUAGCCGAGCUGCGGAGCUCGUUUGGCAGCGGGUUAGGCAUCAGCGCGACGCUGCCGUCGUCGUACUGGUACCUGCAGCACUUCGACCUGCUAGCGAUGGAGCCGAGCGUGGACUGGUUCAACUUCAUGAGCUACGACAUCCACGGCGUAUGGGACUCGACGAACAAGUUCACGGGGCCGUACAUACGGCCGCACACGAAUCUGACGGAGAUCGAUGACGGGCUGUCCCUGAUGUGGCGCGCUGGUGUUAAUCCGUCCAAGGUUGUGCUUGGGCUGGGUUGGUACGGGAGGUCUUUCACGCUUACGGACCCGGGUUGUAAUACCCCGAAUGGCAUAUGCCAGUUUCUCACCGGCGGCGCGGAGGGCGAGUGCACGAAGUCGUCUGGCACGCUUUCGAAUGCUGAGAUUAAGCGUAUCCUGGCAACUGGCGUCGGCGUCGAGUCGUAUGAUGAAACUGCGGCGGUCCGCUGGUUGACGUGGAAUUCGAACCAGUGGGUUAGUUACGACGAUGGCAAAACCAUGCAGCAGAAGAUGUCGUACGCCAACAAGUUAUGCCUAGGAGGGAUUAUGAUCUGGUCUCUAGACCAAGACAACAAGGCUGGCGAUAGUAUGAACGACUUGCUAGGCAUCGGCACAGGCAACGGGGUUUCGGAAGAAGCCGCCGAAUCGUUCAGGGAGCAACUAGCCAACGCGACACUACAGAAAUCCAUAGCAUCGAGCUGUUACUGGUCAUUAUGCGGUGGCGGCUGCACGACAGGCUAUUUCGACCAGACCGAGGCGCGCGGUCAAGUCGCAGGCAUCCAGCAGAAAUCCGUAUGCCCCGCCGGCCAAUUCCAGACGUUAUGCUGUGCGCCGGGCACCACCAUGGGAACCUGCCAAUGGGAAGGCUUCCGCGGAGUCGGGUUUCCCUGUUCGCCAGCCUGUAGCGACCCGGACGCCACCAUCGUAGCGCGGAAUAGCAAUUCGUACCAGACGAACGAGGACGGCCAGAUCGCCGAUUUGACCUGCAACGGCGGAUAUCAGGCUUAUUGCUGCAAGGGAUUCAUCCCCUCGUCGAUUACCAAUUCAGGGAACCUCAAUCUGUACGGUCAAAACGCCACAACCGCUAUCAGCAAACGUGAUGGUGUCCAGGAACAGGGCCUUUCCGUCCAAAAGCGCGGUGCGCCCCUCCUUCUCGGAGCUUUAGGAGCGCUUUGCCUAGAAGCAGCUAUCCCGUUGCUCGCUAUAGCACCGAUCACCUUCGGCCUUAGCGCCGCGGUCGAGGGGUUAAUCUGCGUUGCGGCCGCCGCAUCCGCCGUUGCCAUCGGUUUUGCCAUCAUCAGCGGUCUCAUUGGUUGGCUAUUCGGCUCGUCGCCGUCGAAACCCAACACCGGGGUACAUACCACCAUCGGAACACGAUCAGCCUAUGGCCAGUGGCCGCUCCUUGAUUUCGGCGGAGGCUCCACGGCAACCAGCUGCGACUGCGCGGUCACGUAUACGUGCAAGUAUGGCAUGGGCUGGGACGAGGUAUGCGACAACCAGCGCUGGGCCAUCAACAAGAUGCUCAACGGACAAACCGUCUUCCACCCAUUCUUCUCCGGCAGAGCUACGAGUCGCGCAUAUUCGCGAUGGGCAACGACGAAUUCCCAGCAACGCCGCAUACCGAACUCUAUUGCAGGGCUCGAGGCAACCCGAGGGCGCACGGCUUGUCGCUUGGUUAACCGCCCGGCGAAUCAGGCGCAGGGUCGAGAUUACAGCGCGUGGAAGGCGGCGCAGUGGUGGCCGUGUGCGAGGUACCGAACAUCCGUGUGUAGUAUCAGUGACAAUGGGCCACCAGCUACCUGGAAAUUCGGACCGCUAGCCGGGGGUCGCGGCUCUGGAAGUGGCAAACACUUCAUAGAUGCCUAUGGCUUUGAUUCGCAGACGCCCAACUCACUUUGUUUUGCCUCGUUUACCUACACUCAGGCGGUGGGAGUUCGUGCAGACACAAUGAUCGUUGACCAUGGCUUCCGUGCUCUUGAUGAUGACCCCAUGUUUGGAGCUGCUUAUGGCUGGCCUCGACAGUCCUACCGCUUAGAUCCAGCCCCAUUAGCGAGCGCCGGAAUCCGGCCAACCAAUCUCCAACCGGGGAUAUUCCAAAGAGGGAUGUUGAUAGCCGGCAACAGUACCGAAAACGGCACGAGCUCAUCGGCCGACAUGGACAACCCCGCCGUGGUCUGCCACGUCGAUCUCGGAUCGGGAUAUAACGACGUCCCGCAUGUUAAUGCUAACCUUGACUAUGACAAGCUCCUCUUCGUUGACAUGGACGGUGAGGUAGUUGACGGACGGACAUGCGGUGUCAUAUAUGAUGAAAACAAGCCAGACUUCCAGGUACAUAUCGUGAUUGACGAGGACGGCAACCCGGUAGACAUGUAUAUGGGCGAUGACACCGGUCUCUGGCCAAGCAAUGAUGUGCACGAGAGUCCUGUUACAGCCACUGCCGAACCAGCCGUCAUCACCGCGACAACGGAGGCCGCGCGUCCGGCGAGCGACGAGAUUUCGCCUGCUUUGCCCGUAAGUACGACGGCAACGGUGACGAGAUCGGGAAGUGUUGUCACGCCGGCGCCAUUUUAG
This is a messenger RNA of Annulohypoxylon maeteangense, 3615 nucleotides long. RefSeq lists its product as uncharacterized. Gene Ontology annotation, biological process: carbohydrate metabolic process. Gene Ontology annotation, molecular function: chitin binding; hydrolase activity, hydrolyzing O-glycosyl compounds. Lineage: Eukaryota; Fungi; Ascomycota; Sordariomycetes; Xylariales; Hypoxylaceae. The record is from RefSeq and is a predicted model, not a curated record. The transcript is spliced from 6 exons. The coding region runs from base 1 to 3615 and encodes 1204 amino acids.